Messenger RNA from Carcharodon carcharias (great white shark), 4283 nucleotides. RefSeq names its product ubiquitin specific peptidase 1 (gene usp1). The transcript has 9 exons. The record is from RefSeq and is a predicted model, not a curated record. Lineage: Eukaryota; Metazoa; Chordata; Chondrichthyes; Lamniformes; Lamnidae. Gene Ontology annotation, cellular component: cytosol; nucleus. Gene Ontology annotation, biological process: protein deubiquitination. The coding region runs from base 249 to 2702 and encodes 817 amino acids. Gene Ontology annotation, molecular function: cysteine-type deubiquitinase activity; cysteine-type endopeptidase activity.
CUGUUGCCAAGGGGGAGAGUUCCCGGAACCCGGGGGACGAGAGAGCGCUGGAGCCGGGCCUGCUCCCGGUCGGAGAACGGUGUGUGCAAGGAAUUCGGGAGGGCAAUAACUGAGAAAAAGACAAAGAAUACAACUCAUCAUUUGGUCAACCCAAAUAUUUGUUUAACAAGCUGCUUGGCUACAGCUGUGAACAGAAAGCAGUCUGAUUUCAUCCACAAAGUUACUGUUUCUGUUUACUAGUAAAUAGGAUGCCUGGCCUUGUGCAGAAUGAGAUUAAUGGAAGGGGGAGCCCUACCAAAAGGAAACGACUUUCCCUUAAGUUCUUUCAGAAAAAAGAAGCCAAACGGGCACUGGAUUUUACUGAGAAGCAAGAAAAUGAACAAAGUCCUUCAGAGCCAAAAAAACUGGAUAAAUGUGAUAAGGUUGUUUUUGGAGUCCCUUUGAUAUCUUCUGCAGUUGGAUACGAAAAGAGGGAGGAGCUUCUACCUUUUGUGGGCCUGAACAAUCUGGGAAAUACAUGUUACCUCAAUAGUGUACUUCAGGUGUUGUAUUAUUGUCCUGGAUUUAAAACUGGGAUGAAAUUCAUGUAUGACAUAAUAUCCAAAAAAUACGAGAUACUGAAGAGUGAGGAAGAACCCAAAAAAGUCCAGGACAUAUUAAAUGGUCAAGAGGAAUUGCCAAUCUGUUUAGAGCUGAUCUGCAACUUGCACGGCUUGAUUGUGUCGAUGGAACAGAUACAAGCCAGCUAUCUUCUGAAUGCAGAGAAUUGUCCUGAAGGUGAACUUGCUACUCAGCCUAAAAGACUGAUGAGUACACUGAAAGAGCUGAAUCCAAUGUAUGAUGGCUACUUACAGCAUGAUGCACAAGAAGUGUUGCAAUGUAUUUUGGGAUACAUCCUGGAAGCUUGUCAGCUGUUGAGGAAAAGUGCAUCUGUUGAAGAAAAUGUAGACCCUGAAACAACCGUGGAGAAUAAAAUGAAUAGGCCUACAGAAAUUACUUGUUCCAAUAAUCUGAUAAUUGGAAAUGAUGCUGUGCAAGAAGACCAUGAAAUGCCUGAUCUAGAGAAAGAGGAAAUGCUAAAGAAAAGGAAAAAUGGGAAAAGAAAAAGCGAUACACAAGCUGGCAAUGCCAUGAAAAAAUCUAAAUUGCCUAAGGAUGUGAGAAAAGCAGAGGAGAAACGGCAAACAAGACGAACCAGAAAACCUUCUGGGGAAGCUAUUGAACAAGAACCUGAUAUUGAUGCUAGGAGUGUAUCUGAAAAUGGUAUUGUGCACUCAGUUGCUCAUAAGAAAACAGAACUUGGGUUAAGAUGGCUGAAACCUACAGUGAAGCAGCCAAGCAUACUUUCAAAAUUUUGUAGUCUUGGCAAGCGAACAUCAAAUCAGGGCAUCAAAGAACCAAGAAAAGGUGAGGAAGCAAAUGGAAAUCAGCCACAGUGUACAGAAACGUCAAAUGAGAACGGCUCAAUAGAGCAAUACUAUUCUGCAUCAGGCUGCAAGGCCCAUUGUGCUACAGAAACCCCCAAUAAGAAAAAUGGAAGUGUGAGUGAAACUGAAGACAAGAGCACAAGGAAAGCAGAGUUGUCUGGAUUUGAGUUGAUGGAUGGAAUGUUCCAAGGACAGUUAGUUUUGAGAACACGUUGUUUGGAGUGCGAGUGUUACUCUGAACGGAGAGAGAAUUUCCAGGAUAUCAGCGUACCUGUUCAAGAAAAUGAUCCAAAGGAAGGAGAUGGUUCCGAGAUAUCUCCAGAACCAAAGAUGGAAAUAAAAACACUGAAAUGGGCAAUAUCACAAUUUGCUUCAGUGGAACGAAUAGUUGGUGAAGACAAAUAUUUUUGUGAAAACUGUCACCAUUACACAGAAGCUGAGCGCAGUCUGUUGUUUGACAAGAUGCCAGAAGUGGUUACCAUCCACUUGAAGUGUUUUGCAGCAUGUAGUUCAGAGUUGGAGCCCUAUGGUAAUCUGUCAAAAGUGAAUACUCCCUUGCUGACUCCUCUUCAGCUUUCUCUUGAAGAAUGGAGCACAAAAGAGACCAGUGAUUGCUAUGAACUGUUUGCUGUAGUCAUGCACAAUGGGAUGAGUAUUAGUAGUGGUCAUUACACAGCCUAUGUAAAAAUGACACAUUUUAGCAGUCAGGAGAUGCCCAAAGAAGAAUCUACCAUGAAUUGUACAUAUGGUGUGAAACAAGAACCACUGAGUGAAGAGGCAAAAAGCUCCAUUUGUUCACAAGAAUAUGAUGAUGGAGAGAUAUCGGUUAAACUGAAAGGGAACUUCCAAACAGCAACAAAUGGUAAAACUACAAAGAAGAAUGCAGAAAGUGUUGGGCUCCUUGGUGGACAAAAGAGUAUGUCUAGUUUUGAUCUGUAUGUCCCCAAGACCAAGAACGAUACUGAAAAACCUGGGACUAGAUUAAAAGAAAAUGCGAAAUCUGACAACUUCAAAGAAAAACAUAUUAAUUCUAUUAAAGACCAAAGUUGUUGUAACAAUCAACAGGCAGUGUCUGAAACUGGGAGCAACAUCCCAGAAAACCAGGUUUCUCAAAGUUGCUGUAAUCUACUGGAGUAUGAAGGAAAAUGGAUGCUGUUUGAUGAUGCUGAGGUGAAGCUUACAGAUGAGCAAGAUUUUCUCAGUUCACUUUCUCCGUCGACCUCUUGCACAUCAACCCCGUACCUAUUGUUUUACAAAAAAAUGGCAAACCCAUAAAAAUGCACCUUAAAGAAAUUGAUAUGUUACUUUACCAUGGUAUGUUUUCUUUCACUGCUUGUUGUAUAUUUAAUAUAGAGCACUGUAAAACAUUGAAGCCUUUGUGGAUUUGCUAGUAUAAGCUGUCUGAAUCACUAAUCAAGCACUUCUAAAACAGCCUGAUAAAACAAGCUUCCAAGUUUGUGUUUAAAUAUGAAGCAGGUUAUAGGCUUUAAAUUUAAAAGUACAUUUAGAUGCAAAAUUUGUUUUUGCAAAUAAUGGUGGAUGCAAACUGUUUCUUGCUUAUCUACAGCAGGGGCUGUCCAUCUCCAUCACAUUAUUAUUGGAUGUUUAAACUUUCAAAGGUGAUAGCCAAGUCCUAUAAAACCUUACCACACCUGUCCAUGGUGCCUUACAGCCUCCAUCAGUAAAAUCUAAAGAACAUGAUCACCUGCAUUUUAGAAGUUUGCAAAUGUAGCAGGUACUUAGUAAAACUUAAAUUUUGUUCGCUACAAACCCCCUCUCCAAAUGCAGUGAGAUCAUCAUUCCUUUUACCAUUUCUUCUAUAGGGCCGUACCAAUUCAGGGACAAGAUCCUCAGUAUCUCUGGUGUUGCCCUCCAGAAGUCAGUCAAAAUUUGUGCACUGAAUACCACAGCAGGUAUUAGUCUAAUCCGCUGGUGGGCAUGUUUGGCUGUUAACCAAAAGGUUGGUGGUUUGAGACUGCUGAGAUAUGAAAAUCUCAGUUUUGUUUGAGGGGGAAGUGCUGGCAGUUAGCUCAGUUGGCUAGAUGGUUAGAGUGUGACUCCUCGCCUUGCUCCACGUUUACUGAGUGGUGCCCUCAAGCGUCAUGUCCUGAAAAGGACAUUGUAGAUUGAAGGUCAUUUCAGAAAUGUUGAACGUUAUAAGUUUGAAUAUUAGCAAAGAUGUGCAAGAAAAUCUGGAAUAUAGUCAUGUUUCUUUUGCUUGUGUAUUAUAGAUACUAGUAAUGUAAAUAAAAUAGUAAAGUAAUUUUGUAUAAAGUUUAAUCAUAACUUUUUGUACGUAGUUUCUAAGAUAAUCUACGCAACCUGUCCUAUAAAUUUACCCCUCUAAUUUGUAAAUGCAAUUAUCUCAGUUGUACAUAAAAGACCACAGGGGUAUAAUUUUAAUAAUCUACCUGAAAUGAAAUUUGUAUAGCACAAACAUGGGUCAUUAUUUUUCAGAAGGUACAUCCUCUGCACACUGCUAAAUUUGAGGUUCUAAUGUGGCAUUAAUAACCCAAAGAGCAGCCUUAAUACAGAGCAGAAGGCGACCAAUGAGUUGUUGAUCAGCUGCUUAUUUUGACAAAAAACAAAGAAGCCAUUAUCAUACAAGUUUGGCACAUUUCUACUUUUAAAUUUUCAGCAUUACCAUUUUUUCUUUCCUAUUCAUAAAAAAAAUGAACUAGUGAGAGAAAUGCAGUGUAUUGUCAUCCGAAGUUUUUGACUGGGUGCAGUAUGCAGCUUAUUGUGGUAGAACAUUAUUGAUGUUGGAUGGUGUCACAGAAUGAAUUCAAGCUCUUUGUAUUUCUUUUUCCAAUUUUACUGGAAAUUGGAAAAUUUUCAAUAAACCAUGACUCCACA